Messenger RNA from Tachysurus vachellii, 2840 nucleotides. It is a transcript of the gene lima1a, whose product is annotated as LIM domain and actin binding 1a. NCBI's taxonomy places the organism in Eukaryota, Metazoa, Chordata, Actinopteri, Siluriformes, Bagridae. Gene Ontology annotation, molecular function: actin filament binding. Gene Ontology annotation, biological process: actin filament bundle assembly. The record is from RefSeq and is a predicted model, not a curated record. The transcript is spliced from 11 exons. The coding region runs from base 179 to 2086 and encodes 635 amino acids. Gene Ontology annotation, cellular component: actin cytoskeleton; plasma membrane.
ACACACACACAUAACAGAACUUAAGAGUCUGAGAGUUGAGCGAGAGCAAGCACACACACAGGAGGACAGAAACAGCUGAAACAAACCGAAAGCUGCAGACUUGACUGACUCUUGGCUUGAAGGCAAGGAUUAACUCAGCACACAGUCCACAUUCUCACGUCCGGUCUGAGGAGCAGAGAUGGCAGUCAGCUCGUUCAACAGAAGGCAGUGGGCCUCCCAGUCCCUACGCGUCACAGCUAAAGAGCUCUCCAUAGUCGGACCGCAGGGGAAAAACAGCGCCAUAGCGGAACGGUUCUCAAAGUACCAGAAAGCAGCAGAGGAGAUCAGCACAGACAAGAAAAAGGCCGUGGAAGGCGUGACUCUGCACCCCGGCACUUUGAGCGCACUGAAAAAGCGCUGGGAGGCUGAACAACCCUUCUCUUCUGACCAGAUUCCUCACACUCCCUCAGCGUACACUCCGCCACGGUCCGCAAACUCGGCCAACGCAAACUUCCUCUCGAAGGUCAACGAGAUGGAGAAGACGCCACAGAGGGACACGGCGGACAGGGACAAGACCAACGUCCCUCUCAGCAGCCUCAAAAUGAUGUUCGAGAGCAAGGUUUCUGAAGAGUCGCUACAACCUUCAGGAAGUGACCCUGACAAGAUGGAUCUCGGAGACAAAGGAGUGUUUGAGACAGCGGUGGAGACCACGCCCCUAAGGGAGAGAAUGGCCCUCUAUCAGGCUGCAGUGUCUAAACUAGACGUGUCCUCGUCCUCUUGUGGCCAGAGUGAAGUGGACACGGAGGCACGAGCUUAUAGAGUCAAGCAGAAGGAAAAUGUCCCUCCAGUCCUGCUGGAUGUGCCCUCCUCUCCUGAUCCUGAAAGCAGAAAAACUCCAACCACGGAUAACAGCUGCAGUGUGGCGACUCCUGUUUCUGAGCAAACUAAAACGGUGAAGAAGUUCAGUUUGCCGCCACGCGAGAGCUGUGUGAUGUGCACUAAGACCGUGUAUCCUCUGGAGCGACUGGUGGCCAACCAACAAAUUUAUCAUAACUCCUGCUUCCGCUGCACUCACUGCAACACAAAGCUGAGCCUGGCAAACUACGCCUCACUGCACAACGUCGUCUACUGCAAGCCGCACUUCUGCCAGCUCUUCAAGGCUAAGGGGAACUAUGAAGAAGGUUUUGGACUCCGACCCCACAAGGAGUUGUGGGACACCCGAGGAGAGGACGCAGAGGACCAAGUGGACAGCAAGGAGCUUCUGGCGAACGCCAGCAGUCCUACGGUGGAAGAGUCUCCGUGUGUUAAAGUUAACGUCCUCGCUGCGUCGCUGGAGACACGGGCUCAAGAUGCAUCAGAGAGGAUGGAGAAACCAGUGGAAACCAGACGACUGAAGAUUUCCUGGCCUCCAAGAGCAGACAGCGAGGACGCUUCAUCUCAAAGUGGUGGGUGCGCGCUGACUGAAGAGGCCGCUGUGUGUCCCAGCCGGCCAAAGUGGCCACCAGAGGGCGACAAGAGCCCACUGUGUACUGAAAAAGCAGAGCUCCCGGACAGCCGUAGGAGCACCUCGCUUAAAGAGCGCAGCCGGCCCUUUUCAGUCACCAGCCCUGCCUCAGCCCUGCCUCAGGGCGACUCGAGCCCACUCUGUGCUGGAAAAGAGGUGUUCGCCGACGUCCGCAGGAGCGCCUCGCUUCAAGACCCCUGUUCAUCCAGCAGGCCUACCUCAGAUGUCAAUCCACCAAGUCUGAUACCCCCAGCUCAGCCCCAGCUUCUGCAAGAAGAGGGAGUAAGUGAAGAGCCUGGACAGGAGGAAGUGGAAGAGGAAGAAGUCGAAUGUAAGCGUGACGACGGGGCCACCGAAGAGAAGGAUCAGCUAGAAGAGGAGGAGCCGCCUUCUUUCACAUGCCAGAGUACAUCCCUGGAUGACACGCCUCCUUCCUCUCCCCUCAGCGAGGGCGAAUCCAGCUCCGGGUUCGAGCAGAAACACUCUCAGGACGUUGGAUUCUUUGAUGACGAGGAAGAGCAGGACGAGUGCGUCGAGGACGUGAUCAGGAAAAACCGCUAUUACGAAGAAGACGACGACGAAGACAACGACGACGACGACUGACCCGUUAAAAAUAAACGAGUGAAAUGAAAUAAAAGUCUGUUUAAUUCCACUGACUUGCAUGGGAUCACCUUCACUGGUCCUCCUUUUAUCCCUGUGCAGUGAGUGAGCCAGAUUUCCUCAUGACAGAGAUGCACAAGCUUCUAUUUUUAUUGGUACUUUUUGUGUUUGUUUUUUUUUCUUUUUUUUUUUUUUCUAUGACCUAUUUUUAUAGCUUUUGGCCAUUUAAUGUUUUCUGUAGCAUUUUAUAGCAUCUUUUAUCGUGUCACCUGUUAGUUAGAGGUAAAGAGAUUUACAGAUUCUGACUUUUUUUUUUUUAAAUAGUUAAAGCAAAAUGCAAAUUAAAUUCCCACAGUGGAAAAGCCAGUUCACUGAAGGAAAAGCACAGGGUAGAAAUCAUUGGGUAUCAAGUUCACUUUUCUAGGACUUUCGUGCACCUCUGUACUUGUGUUUUAUAAUCCAGGGACAGAACCUAGUUCAAGUCAUUCUUUAUUAUUCAUUAUUAUUGGAACACACAAUAGUUUUGUUUUUUUUUGUUUUUUUUUUGAUGGCGCAUUAAGACCGGAGACUUGGCAGUCAUCCAGCUGUGAGAGUUAGAGGCUCUGAAUCUGGAAAGUUGUUUCUUUUAGACAUGAUCGAGGUCGUGUGUGUGUGUGUGUGUGAGGUUGUAUCCACAGAUGCCUUUUAACAUGUUUGUGCACUUGCAUUUUAAAUGUUACUGUUUUUUUUUUUUUAAAUCAGGGGACCAAAUUUCCUU